AUGGACGAGUCCACGGAGUCACAGCGCAAACGGCCAUACAGGUCUCAGCGAAUCAAUUACUGUGCGCUCAAUGAUGGCAUCGACGAGGAGGCUCCACCAGAAGACCGCAUUAUUGAGAUCCCUCCUUCGAAAAGGGCACGCAGUAGCGUUGAACCGAUUACUCCUGAUGACUCUGCAAGCCAAUUAAGCCGGGCUCGAAGUCCACUCGUGGCGAUCUGCUCCCAAAAUGAACUGACUGCGGAGGCGUUGCCUGACGUGGUCAGUAUCUCCAAUGAAUCUGGCCUUUCUCGAAGAAAGAUGCAGAAUCAAGCUCUCUGGGCACAUUUCGACUGUUCCCCGCUACCGGGAAGGAUGUGGUGGCCAAAAAGGGGAAAGGGCCCAAUCAACGACCGGGAGGUGCGCUGCAAGAGAUGCAAUUGGAAAACGACAGAUUCUACAAGGGCAACAUCAACAUCCAAUAUGAUGUUCCAUCUCUCUAAACAUGGUAUUAUCCUAAGUGGCCCUGAAAACAGUUCGGAGGACGACAGAAGCAGCAUAAAACAGCCGUCAGUUAGCAGCUUCUUCCAGAAGCGGACUGAGGAGCAGAGAGCAAAGGUCCUGGAGCAAAACCUGGUUCGGUGGGUGGUUAUAGACGACAUGGCAUUUGACGCCAUAGAAUCGCCCCCCUUCCAACAGAUCUUCCAGGACUUGGGUGUUUCACUCCCUUUCGCAUCUCGCAUGACAAUGGCUCGUCGAAUCGAUCGUGAUUUCGACAAUUGUCGGGAGCAGUUGAUUGAAGAGCUAGAGCAGACGUGCCAAACGAUCUCUCUUUCGCUAGACGCUUGGACGAGCAAGAAUUCAAAAGCCAUGUUCGGGGUUGUUGGCCACUGGUUGACAGUGGAUUUUCAGUACCGAGAGCGGGUUCUUGAAUUUACGGAACUCCACGGCAUUCAUAGCGGAGAGAACAUGGCAGAAAUUCUUCAGACGCUUCUCACAGAACUUCGAAUCGAACACAAGCUCCUCGCGAUCACAGCAGACAAUGCCACAAGCAAUGAGCGCUUGCUAUCGGAAUUAUAUCUCAAUCUCACCGAGAAAUUUCAAGCCAUGUACGGAGCCGUGAGUGCUGCAAGAGCCCUACGAUUUCAAGGAGUGGAUAGUUAUAUUCGCUGCACUGCGCAUGUGCUCAAUCUGAUUGUCAGCGAUAUACUCGUCAUGUUGCAAGCAGGGGACCACGCGUCGGCGAAUGCAGCUUGUGAUCUCAUGCAGGAAAACAAAGAGAUUGGCCCGCAAUCACCGUUGGCUCGCCUUCGGAUUAUGGCGCUUUGGAUUGCAAGAACCCCGCAGCGGAAGCAGCAGUGGAAGAUCAUCUGCCAGAGCAAUGGGCUCAAGGACAAGUUCAUCGAGUACGACGUGGAUACACGGUGGAAUUCGACACACCGAAUGCUCCGAGACGCCCUGAACGCGAAGCAGCAAAUCAAGAAAUGGAUCCACCAUCAGUUAGAUUUUCCACCCUUCAGUGCUGAGGAUUGGGAUCGUCUCCAACAAAUUGAGGGCUUCUUAGCCAGGUUUGAGGAGUUCACCCUCACUGGAGGAGAAUUCUCGGAUCUGCACCUGGAGAUUUCUGCUGCUGCUGCUGCGGGCUUGAAAAAGUUCCAAAAAUACUACAACCUGAUGGAUGGACAAGACGCCUAUUAUGUCGCCCUAGUGCUUGAUCCGCGAUUUAAAACGCUCUUGCUAGACAGAGAUCUAGGCAAGCUCACAGCACCCCAAGUUGUCACGCACAUCAAAGAACUACUGCAUGAUCAAUAUCCAUUGGCAGUCGACUCGUCGGCAAAGCCCUCUAAGGAGCAGCCGAGCCUGAAGAAGAGCAUAGAGGCCCGUUUACUUCAGAAGCUGCAACCUAAGAAGAAACAUUCAUCUGACAUUGACCGGUACUUUGAGGAUGACGUCGUCACGAUAAAUGAGUCGAUUUCACAGGACAAGAAUUGGCUUUUAUCGUGGUGGAGAGCACAGAGGAACGAAUACCCACAGCUAGCUACUGCUGCACGAGACUAUCUGGCCAUUCCUGCAUCAUCAGUGUCGGUGGAGAGACUAUUCAACAAGGGACGAGAUUUACUGGGUGUCAGGAGAAACACCUUGAGCGCGGAGACUAUGCGGCGGUUGAUGUUGUUACGAGAUAUAUAUCUCUCUGAGGAAUAUUAA
This is a messenger RNA of Penicillium argentinense, 2181 nucleotides long. RefSeq lists its product as uncharacterized. Lineage: Eukaryota; Fungi; Ascomycota; Eurotiomycetes; Eurotiales; Aspergillaceae. Gene Ontology annotation, molecular function: protein dimerization activity. Bases 1 to 2181 code for a protein of 726 amino acids. The record is from RefSeq and is a predicted model, not a curated record. The transcript has 2 exons.